UUAGCUUUUCUUCAGUAUGGAUUUAACAGGAACGUUCUUCAACAAACUGCGCACUUUGGCAGUCACUUUGGAGAAGCAGGCUGAGCAAUUUAAGCAAAUUUUACUCGAAGAAGAUGAAGAAUUUGAAGAUGAUUCUUCAAUGAGAUAUCUACAUGAACUCUACUCUGAAGCCAGAACACUAAAGGCUGAUGCUGAUAAUAUUCUACAUACAAGUUCUUCAGAAAGAGAUGCCACAUACGACUUCAUAAAGGCCAGCAAAGUUCUGAUGAAGAAAAAUGCAACCAAUCUUGGAAAAAUAAGAGAUCUGUUUCAGAAAUAUGGUUACAAGCCAUUUAUUGGCAAGAAUGAAGCAAUAAAGGUUGAAGAUGAAACCAACGCUGAAUCUGCUGUAUCUGAUGAAAUAGAGCCAAAACCUCUUGAUUUUCCUCAAAAAUCAUCUGAAUCUCAUAGUCCUCUGGAAACUCCUCAGCUUUCAGAUUUUGGGCUUUCAAAAUAUGCCCUUCCAAGUUCUUCAGACACAGUACACAUUCCACAUAGCCAGAAGGAAGAUGUGAAAGUGGAUAAAUCUGAAUAUUUGUCACCCAAAAUAGAAUAUUUCAAAAUCCACGGGCAUGAUCUGUCUGUAAAUGAUGAAACCACAAAUUUAAUGGAAGACCAAACAAUCUUCUUACUUAAUAAAGCAAGAAAAAAUAGAUCAGCAGUGGCAAUGGUAUCGAAUCAGAAUGUGGUAGCGCUCAAGCAAUCAAAUGAAGCAUAUGAUUAUGAUUCUUUGGCUUCACCUGCUGCACCUGAGUUCUGCACACCUGGAGUGAAAAUUCCCCACAGAAAGACCACUGUUUUAUCAGAGUCUCCAGAAAGUAAUCAUUUGGAUAUUCCUAAACACACCACAGAAAUACUUCCACUUGAUACAAAAUCUCAGCAAAUACAACCUACGCAUGUAAGUGCCACUAAGAUAGUGCCAGAUAAUGAUCUUAUUAUAAAAGACAGUGUUCGACCUGUCCUGGAUUCAGACAAAUAUCUGAAAUGUAUUGAAGAACCCGCUUCUCCAGCAAAGUCAGUAUAUGAGGACCUCUUCAGUUCACCAUUACCACCGCCCGAAAUAACUGUGAUUCCAAAGAAUCUUUUGCAGAUUUUAUCCCAGUACAAUCCAAAUAUAGAAGUACCCAGAUCAGCUGAGAAAGGAACUAAAGAAGGAAAUACUUCGGUUUGAAAAAAAGCAAUUUCUUUGUACUGAUAACAAAGAAAAACAGAAAAUUCUCGGGAUAAAAUGAAGACUAAAUCUGAUUUUUUUCUUCGACUACCAAUCUAAAGAGGUUUUGGAAAACUUAAUAGGAAUAAAAAACUACUUUGUAAACUAUAACUUUUAAUUUCAAACUAUUAAAUCAUUUUUACUCUC
Molecule: messenger RNA, 1396 nt
Organism: Protobothrops mucrosquamatus (brown spotted pit viper)
Lineage: Eukaryota; Metazoa; Chordata; Lepidosauria; Squamata; Viperidae
Gene: SKA3
Product: spindle and kinetochore associated complex subunit 3
Exons: 9
Coding region: 17-1210 (397 amino acids)
Biological process (GO): chromosome segregation; mitotic cell cycle
Cellular component (GO): outer kinetochore; spindle microtubule
Source: RefSeq, a predicted model, not a curated record